UGUUUAACCUCUAUACAUUUUUAGUUUAAAACAAUUUUUGUUUGUAGUUAGUCAAAAAUGUUUUAAUUCUUAAAUAUUGCUAAAUACUAUUAAUUUAUGUUUAUUAUUUAUAUAAAUAACUGUAUGAACGUUAAGAGGUAAUUUAGAUUUUUUAAGCAGGUGAUGACUGUGGUAAAUGUUACAAUUAUAUUUUUUGCUCAAGCUCGUGAGUUGUCUAAAGUGAAGAGUACAACUGUUCAAUUGCCACAAACUUUACUUGGACACGAUUUACGGUCCUUAUUGGUAGACCAAUUUAAUUUAUUGUCCAUAGGAAAUGUAUUUAUAUUAGCUGUCAAUGAGAAUUAUAUAUCUGACGACUUGCAAAUUACUUUAAAAGCAAAAGACAUUGUGGCUGUUAUUCCGCCAAUAAGUGGAGGUUAAAAAAAAUGAUUGAUUUAAAGAUCGUGAAUUCUGAACUGGACAUUGGCUCUGCUAUGAAUUCUGUCAACUCGCCACAAUGUGGAGCUGUAUCAAUAUUUAUUGGAACAACUAGAGAACACUUUAAUGGAAAUAAAGUAAAAACAUUGUUUUACGAAGCUUACGAGUCAAUGGCGUUGAAUGAAAUGAAAAGUAUCACUGUGUUGACUAGACAAAAAUGGCCAGAAGUUGUGAACAUUGCAAUACAUCACAGGAUUGGCGAAGUAAAAGUUGGAGAAGCUGGUGUAGUGAUUGCCGCUUCAUCUCCACAUCGCAAACAUGCUCAAGAAGCUGUCUCAUUUAUACUUGAAAGAUUAAAAACCACUGUUCCCAUUUUUAAAAAAGAACAGUACGAAGACGGCAGUGGUAUAUGGAAAGCUAAUGAAGAAUGUGCUUGGAAGAGUAACAAUAUAUCUAAUUGUUAAAUAUUAAAUAAAUCAAGUUGGACUUUUAUUUUAUUUAUCAAUAUUAAAAAUAACUAUUAGAAUGAUGUGGUUGUGAAUUGAAAUAAGGAAUAAUAUGAUAUUUAUAUUAGUAUACAAUAUUACGAUUAUAUUAAUUACAAAUCUUUUGGCUCCUACGAGCUGCAUAUAACACUACAAAUAAUAUGUAUUAUCACUGUUAUUUACACGGUGUGGACAACCGUGGUAUUACUUACAACACUUUACUGAAGUAAGAAA
Myzus persicae (green peach aphid) is the source of this 1136-nucleotide messenger RNA. RefSeq names its product molybdopterin synthase catalytic subunit 1 (gene Mocs2B). Gene Ontology annotation, molecular function: molybdopterin synthase activity. The coding region runs from base 426 to 881 and encodes 151 amino acids. The record is from RefSeq and is a predicted model, not a curated record. NCBI's taxonomy places the organism in Eukaryota, Metazoa, Arthropoda, Insecta, Hemiptera, Aphididae. Gene Ontology annotation, biological process: Mo-molybdopterin cofactor biosynthetic process. Gene Ontology annotation, cellular component: cytosol. The transcript has 4 exons.